CAAAAGAUGGAUGCUGAUCUGGAUGCGGGAGCCAAUUCCCGUUAAAAUGCCGUUCUUUUACUUUAUUAUGAGGCCAAAAUAACAGACAAACAUGUAACAGUUGUCCGUUAUUAAAUGGAUAAAUGAAGUGACGCAGGAUUUGUUGGAAGAAGCGGGAGGAGAGAGAGAAUGUACUGGGUCGCUCGAUUCGCCUCCUCCCGGUCGUUUGUGGUUGAUCUCGGCCGGAAUCAGAGCCCGUCCUUCGUGCUGUGUGGCUCUGAUGAGCGGCAGUUAUUCUAUGGAUACAUAGUAGCCGUCCCUCUGCAGGAUUUUGGUGGUAUCAUGUCGGGACUGGUGUCGGAUUCUUGGUGGAGGAAGACUCUUUACAUCACCGGUGGUGCCCUUCUGGCUGCGGCUGCCUAUCUGCUGCACGAACUACUCUCCAUCAGGAAGGAGCAACAGUUGGAUUCUAAAGAUGCCAUCAUCCUUCACCAGUUCUCCAGGCCAAAGAACGGGGUGCCAAGUCUGUCACCUUUCUGCCUAAAAAUGGAGACCUAUCUGCGCAUGGUUGAUCUGCCCUAUCAAAACUACUUUGAUGGAAGCCUCUCUGCUCAGGGCAAGAUGCCUUGGAUUGAGUAUAACUAUGAGCAGGUGUGUGGAACUGAGUUUAUUAUUGACUUCCUCGAGGAGAAACUGGGUAUGAACCUAAACAAGAGUCUGAGCACACAGGAGCAGGCGGUAGCGCAGGCCAUCACCACAAUGGUUGAAGAACAUUUGUACUGGACUAUUGCGUAUUGUCAGUGGGUGGAUAAUGUUCAUGAGACUCAGGACAUGCUGGAUCUUCCUGGACCCCUCAGUGACCUGCUCAAAUGGAUUCUGUGUCAGCUGACUGGUGGGAUUGUAAAGAGAGAGAUGUACUGUCAUGGCAUUGGCUGUUACACUAAAGAAGAGGUUUACAGUCUCAUGGAGAAAGACAUGCGUACAUUGGCCACACUGCUAGGGGAUAAGAAGUACAUCAUGGGUCCCAAGCUGUCCAGUGUAGAUGCCACAGUGUUCGGUCACCUUGCACAAGCCAUGUGGACACUGCCUGGCACACGGCCUGAGCAGCUCAUUAAAGGAGAACUGAUUAACCUGGCUAUGUACUGUGAGCGCAUAAGGAGGAAAUUCUGGCCCGAAUGGUUUGUAGACUUAGAGGACUUCUGUUAUGAUACUGACAAUGACACCUCCAGUGGAACGGCCAACUGCCUGAUGGACCUUGGUCUCUUUUCCAGGACAGACACUUUAGAGGAGAGUGAUCUAAGCUCCCUGUCACACAGUAACGCACAUUUGCAAGACACAGACCAUUCUGGACGCUCACUUUCCGACUUUGACAUUGAAGUAGACCGCUCAGAUAUGGAGCAGCAGGUAAAGGAUUAAAUCAUAUAACCUCUGCAUUUAGUAAGGGGUGGUUGCUUAAUUUAAAUGGAUGCACCUGUGUUUCCACCAACUAGAAAGUUUGGUGUAACAUCUGGUGUAAAAGAACACAAUGGCAAAUGUGGUGGCUCCCUAUUCUUCAAAACUGAAAUUUAAAUUUCUUGUCUGAAUGAAUGGACCUGAAGUAGAAAAAACUGUGUGUAUAUAUGUGUAUGAUUCAGUAGUUUCAACAUGACAUCGGUUGUGGAUAUGUAUUCAAGAUUUACAUCACAGAAGUUGGAUUCUUACUUUUGCUACCUGUGUGAGACAUGUUUAAAAGAUCAUCUGUUCUCAGUUGUGGAAUGUUUGCCAUAUAUGAGUCACAGUUUAAGUUUGGCUUUUAGUUUUAGAAUUACAAACUAUUCUGUCAUUCAGACACCCCAGCAGUUCAGGGUAAAGCCACAAGAGGUCUACAUUGUAGUGUUUCUGCAAUAAUGUGCAUGCUUAACUGAACUGAUACUACAGCAAAAACAAUUAACAUUCAAUACAGUACACUAAAAUGCUGUUGCAAAUCAGACAAAUUGAUCAAUCAAAUAUAGUGGGGUUAUAAAAUCUGAUUCCACUUGUGGAAAUGCUUCUAUUCUUUAUUAGAAAUUUUAGCAUGACAAUUUGAUAAAACUAAAGCUGUAUGAAUUUCUUUCUCCUGUUUAACCCUGAGAAUUCCUAUUUGCAGAUCAGCUGAACAAUACUUUCGAGAUUGAUAAAGGGAUUAUGAAGUAUUUAAUCACCUUUCUCACUCACCUGUCUAACAUAAAUAACACAGGAAGUCCAGAUUUCAUGCAUAUUUAGCCUGAGGAAUAAAACAGAACAGAAUAUUUGUAUUGUUUUUUUUAUUUAUAUUUUUAAUGGUCACACUUUAUAUUUAGUGUCUUUAACUAUUAUCUAGUAACAUUAAAAUACAUAUAAUACAACAUAUUUACUGUGUAACUACAGUUCUCAUAAGAUUUACAAAUGCUGUUACUGAGUUUGAGGUAUGGGGUAAGUUUAGGAGUAGGGGUAGGUUUAGGUUAGGGGUUAGAGUUAGGUUUUAGGGUAAGGGUUGGGUAAGGUUUAGGGUUAACAGUGUAGCUACAAAUGUAAUUAAAUGCAUGUACUCUAAAUGUAAGUACAAUGCAACAACACAUAUGUACAUAAUAAGUACAUUGUAUGAAACGCUUAAGUAGUUAAAGAUGCCUAUUAUAAAGUGGGACUUUUUUAUUUGCUAGGGCUCCAGUGUAUCAUUAGUUUCAACUGAGUCUUGAUCAGACUGAAUGGUGCUUAAUGCCUGUGUGCCUGAUUUCUGUCAUCUCCACUAUCCUGUCCUUGUGUCUCUUCCUUCAAGCAGUGUUUGGUUUUGUAAUACACACCUGUGUAAUACAGUUAAGCUACCACUAGAGGGCACUGUGACCAUUUAUUCAUAUAUUGGGUGGGUCCUAUACAGCCAGUUAGUUGUAUUGCCCUUUGCGUGCAUCCCUGUUAACUUCUGCCUUAAAACAACAUUUAUAAAUAUCAAUAAUUUCAGCACUGUAAGAACAAAGGUGAACCUCUAGUAAACACUCAGAAGUCAUCAACUUUGUUAAGGAAGAGUUAGGGUUGACAAAAUGUUUUCUCUUCGUGUGUGUGUGUGUGUGUGUGUGUGAUUGGUUUACCAAAGUGUGGCACGCACAUACUUUUGCAGAUUUGCCUUAGUUGAGGAAAGGUUAAUGUGAUCUACAGUCACAUGCUGAGUUUUCCCUCUGUUUGUUGAAUUUACUUGAAACCCAAGCCAGUACGAAGUGAAAUAAUUCUAUCCCUAAGGUAGUUUUUAUUCUGUUGUUUAAUUUCAAUAUUGUUUGCAUACUUUAAAUUAUUGAAAGACUGUGGACAAUGUAAAAAUUCAGAUAGAAUCAUGUGAACAUAUGCGACAAAAAUGGCACUGAAAACAGGGUCCAUACAAUCAGUGAGGUGUGUCAUACUGUAUGUGUGUGUAUGAUGGUUGCCUGUUAUAGGCACAUUAUUUACCUGCAUGUGCGUUUAUGUGUGUGUUUGUGUGUGUGUCUCUAGACAUGUGAUCUGGUGUACCAAAGUUCAACAGUGGAAAUCCUCUAUCCUCAAUCCUUUUUUAUAGAACCUUUCCUUCUCUAUAUAUAGAUUUAUAAUUUAAUUAUUCUAUACCAUGUCAGUUUAGAGGAGUAAAUCCAAUCUCAUCUGGAUCGUGUGUAAAUAUUACUUAACUUGCAAAUUUUGAUUACAAAGUUUCACAGUGUAAAAUAUAUACAGGUCUUUAAGUGACUUAAAACUCAUGCCUAUGAAUUGAAGAAAUAAAACACACACCUAAAAUUGCCUUUUUGAUCCAUGAUAACAGUUCACAAAAACUCACAUUCAAAACCAUGCAACACAAAAUACAUCAACAUCUCCGAAUUAUUUUCUACCCUGUGAUAUAUGUUUGUUUAUAAAAUUGCAUUCGGGAAAUGUUUCUAUGUGUUGAGAACAUAGCUGGAUUAUGUUCUUAUCCUUAACCGAGAAGAGAUGUCGAAGGAUGUUUUGUUAUCUGUUAUUAAAGUUUGAAGCCAGAUUACAGAAUGAAUGUCCUGUCUGUGGAAAUAAAUGAUAGUUAUAAAUAUAGAUUCUAUCUAAUUUGAAUCAGCUAUAAAAUAUUGUGCAUAACUGUCUGAGACCCUCCCAUGAGUGUUAAUUAGUUAUCCUAAACUUGACUGGUUGUUUGACAAUGAUUGCUCCAAACUUAAAUAAAAA
This is a messenger RNA of Xyrauchen texanus (razorback sucker), 4143 nucleotides long. Its product is annotated as failed axon connections homolog. Gene Ontology annotation, cellular component: cytoplasm. The record is from RefSeq and is a predicted model, not a curated record. The transcript is spliced from 6 exons. Bases 169 to 1395 code for a protein of 408 amino acids. NCBI's taxonomy places the organism in Eukaryota, Metazoa, Chordata, Actinopteri, Cypriniformes, Catostomidae.